AUGGAUCUUAACAAGCUGCCACCAUAUUUGGAUGAAGAUUUCUUAGAUGCAUUUGGUUUGGAUUAUGUGACCGACAACCCUACCUUCUGCACUCAAGUGCCUGCAAUUCCUGAAAUUCCUCAGCCUAAUGAUGAGCAUGUGAACCAGCAGAUUUUGCCUAGUUUUUCUGAAGUUGGUCAUGCUGGUUUAGCAGAGGCGGCUACUGCAGUUUCAGAAGAGGUUCUUCCUACCGUUUCUGAAAUCAGAUUGUCAUUUGAACAUGCAAGGAUUGAGGACAGGAAUGAAGGUUCUACUGCUAAUCCUGUAGUUGUUGAUAAUGAAUUGAAUGGUGCUGGAAAUGAAGUAGCAGAAGAGGAGGAAGAGGUGUGGUCUACUCCUCAAAUGCCACACAAUGGUCUGUCUUUUGCAUCCUUGGACGAAGCAAAAGAGUAUAACUCUUAUGCAAAGAGAACUGGCUUCUCGAUUAGAACAAACACGUCACGCCAGUCCGCAAUCACAAGAGAAAUGCAGAAGGAUGGGCAAGACUUUAGGACUGCUGAGAAUGAGCGGAGACGAUGGUCAAGGCAUCCACUUGAGAAGCAUGCUUCCACUGUAUACACAAAGAAUAUGUUCUACAAGUUCUCCAAAGAGUUUGAGAAAACUACAGAAUAUGAUGUGAAGCCUGUAGGGCAGUUCCAAUAUUGGGUGGAGCUCAAUAAUAGCUUUGUUUAUGGGUAUCGAAAAAGGAACUACCUUGUUACGGCAAUAGAAGAGGAGGAAAGCUACCGCUGUGAGUGCAACAAGUUUGACAGGGAUGGAAUCAUUUGCUGCCACAUUAUGAGGGUCAUGGUCAGGAUGGGGGUGAAAUUGAUAGCAGAAAGUUACAUCCUUAAAAGGUGGACGCAACAAGCAAUUACUAGUGAUACAGAUCAGGUCCAAAAUGUGCAGGCACCGGUGGAACUUGUAGCCCAUGGGAUGCCAUUGACUGGCCAGAAAACUCCGAGAUUCACGAACGCAUCCACCGCAUUUGCAGCACUAGCAGUUGAGGGCUGUACAAGUGAUGAAAACUAUGCUAUUUUGGAGAAGCACAUCAAGCAGAUGCGAUCUGAAUUUGAAGAAAUGAAGAAAAGGAAGAUGGCGAAUAGGCGGAACACUGGUGCUAUAGAAGGUGGUGCUACAGAAGGUGCACAAGACCCUGGUGCUAUACUGGUGCUACAGAACACUGGUCCAGUGCCUCUACUCCAACUGGACCUUCACUGCGGACUACAGGUUUAA
Molecule: messenger RNA, 1254 nt
Organism: Miscanthus lutarioriparius
Lineage: Eukaryota; Viridiplantae; Streptophyta; Magnoliopsida; Poales; Poaceae
Source: the annotation of a GenBank genome assembly